Messenger RNA from Anopheles gambiae (African malaria mosquito), 3167 nucleotides. Its product is annotated as rho GTPase-activating protein gacF. The record is from RefSeq and is a predicted model, not a curated record. Gene Ontology annotation, cellular component: nucleus. Gene Ontology annotation, biological process: regulation of transcription by RNA polymerase II; gliogenesis. Gene Ontology annotation, molecular function: DNA-binding transcription activator activity, RNA polymerase II-specific; RNA polymerase II cis-regulatory region sequence-specific DNA binding. The coding region runs from base 1192 to 3123 and encodes 643 amino acids. The transcript has 4 exons. Lineage: Eukaryota; Metazoa; Arthropoda; Insecta; Diptera; Culicidae.
UGCUUUUUUUAUUCACUCGUUUUCAACCCCAUUUUCUAUCGUUGGUGAAAUUGCUCAGUACGCGAGCAGUCAGCCCACGAGACGAGAGUGCAUCUCCAAGAAGGAUCCCUCGAGCGAACGAUCCAUGCUACGAGCGACGGCAGCAACUCCGUCCGUACAGUGAGAAUGUGUUUUGACAAAUGAGAUCCCACAAACAGUGUUUUACGACGACGACGACGGCGGCGAUGAUGAUGAUGACGGCGAUGACUGUGCUAGAAGAUGGUGGUUAGGUUGUGUAAUUGAUGCCGCCACCAAUCGUCGCUGCCGCUCUACCAAUCGCAUGCCCGUGGGACAUUUAUUAUGUGUUCCCCUUCGCGAACCCCUCUCAAACUGUGGCUGUGUGUUUGUUUAGGAGAACAAGCGCAGGAAAACCCAACGCUGCUGAAGAGCAGAAAAAUGUGAGGGUGAGAGAACGAUCUCCCCCCGCGCAUUUCGGUUCGGUUUGGGUAUUUUUUUGUGUACGGGUUUCCUAGGCUGGGCCAAACACGAAACACGUCUCAGUUAGUGAUCGUGUCGAGGGCAGCAUAGGGAAAAACGCCACGCCAGGAGAGCACAGCGUCUAGCGCGAGAGCCAACAUAAAUCGGGAGCAUAAGCUCGCGUAGGGGGGUGAUGCAUAGCGUUACAAGAAACAAACAUUUCAUCAAAUUUCGUUCAAUUGUUCCCGCAGCUCGCGACGAUAGUGUGUCGAUCGUUGGAGGCGAGCACGCGUGCCGACCGCCAUUGAGUUUUUCGCCCUCAGUUUUGCAACGCGCUUUUGUUCGUCGGGUUAUGCUUAAGGUGUGGAAAAGCGUUUAGUGAAUGGAGGAAAAUUUUACUCUUCCUGGGGUGUUUAGUGAAAGUGCAUUAAAGGUGCAAGCUGUGCUGUAAAGUUUGCGAGAUAUGUUAACAAAAUUGUGUUUUAAGUGUUGACAGCAGGCUAAAUUGUCGGUUAUUCAACAAUUUUAUAAAAAUAAUUCAUGUGUCGUUUCAACAGUGAACUAGCCUUACUAGCCACUGAAAACAGCGUGCACUAGUGGGUGGAAAACAUAUUGUUAAGCUUUAUUUUUGUAUAAAGUGAUAGCGACAAGCGAUGAUUAGUGAUAGUGAUUCAAUGUGAAAACAAUAAAUACUUAAUUGGUGUACAUUAAUCAUCUCUUUAAGAUAAAUACAAAAUGGCCGGCGAAUGGGACAUCAAUGAUGCGCACAUCCCGUUCAUCCAGGAGCUGACGUACGAGAAGUUCAACGAAUGGGCCGACGGCCACGUGCGGCACGUGUACCACCCGACGGACGAUCACGCCCGCAAGCACAUCUCGGGCUGGGCGAUGCGCAAUACGAACAACCACAACGUAAGCAUCCUGAAGAAAAGCUGUCUCGGUGUGCUCAUCUGUACCGCGCGCUGUAAGCUACCGAACGGGGGCCAAAUCAAUCUGCGUCCCGCCAUCUGUGAUAAGGCACGCCGGAAGCAACAGGGACGGGCCUGUCCCAAUCGGCACUGCAAGGUGGGUCGGUUGGAGGUGCUGCCGUGCCGUGGACACUGUGGCUAUCCCGUCACGCACUACUGGCGUCACACGGAGAAAGCCAUCUUCUUUCAGGCGAAAGGGAACCAUGACCAUCCGAAGCCGGAAUCAAAGACGUCCGGUGAAACGAGAAAGAUGAUUGGAGCGACGGGCAACGGCACGAAGGGUGCGGCGGCCAAGAGUAAGAAGUUGUCCGUGCUGUUGCUUCGAGAUGCGGCACUGGGGAAUAAGCUAAUGUCGCUGAAAGCAUCGAGUAAGGUGAAUGGUGGCACUACGGGUUCGGAAAUACUUCAGCCACCUCCACUGAUUCCUGACCCAAGUUAUGAAGACUCUUCCAAGUGCUCAACGUGCACGCGUACACCGUGCGUUUGUAGGACCAAGCUUGGAAUCAACUCGUCGGCUUCUUCUCUCACAAGAUCUUCCGAAGGAAUCGCCGGAACCGGUGCAUUCUUCGAUCCGUCUAAUGCGCAUCAUACGCCCCUCCAGAAUCAUCUCCACUCCAGUACAACUUGGCAAUCGUACGAAUCGACCGUUGAGUCCUUCACACCGUCCUCCGGUAACGAAACCGCCAGUGGCCCUGCAAAUGGCUCCUGCGCAUCCAGCUUAAUGAACGAGUGCUUCCAUCCGGAGGAAAUCUUUCAACUAGAUCAGCCCCUUCGUCAACAGCAACAGCAGCAUCAACACCACACCAGUGGCAAUGGAAGUUCAUCGGGUCUGGUGAAUCAACAUGCUACGACAACUCCGACCACUCUGCUCGACCUUGGUAGUGGAGCUAUCUACAAGAAAUGUAAUCAAAUAAGUCCCGAAUACAUAUUUGGUACGACACCGGCUGGUGGUGAACCGAUUGCUGGAACGUAUUCCAAUCAAUCCUGCUCCUAUGUACCGUCCACAAACGAAAGCUGUAGCGCACCGGUAUCUUCCGAUCAUCACCUCGGGAAAUACUUUGCAAACGAUUCGGGUUAUAGUAAUCUUCCGCAUGAAGACAGCUCCUCCAAGGAUGUCCUAAGAUACAUCAAGAAAGAGGUUGGCUCUACCCCUAUCGGGAAGGCUACACUCGCGGACACCUCCCUAAGUGUGUCACGAUCGCGACAGUACGAUUGUGAUCAAAAUCAAUACAAAAAAUCGUCCUACACCUCCUACCGAGGGACAUCCACCGGUGGGACCUACUUUAGCAACAGUAUCAACAAUAAUAGCAGCAGUAUCGUCAAUAACAACAACAACAUCCCUUCGGUGGGGCCACACAGCAAACAGGCAAAUUACGACCAUCUAAUAACAAACGAGGCUACCGUCAAUUAUGGUUAUCACUCUUCGGACCUCACCACAUCACCCGGUGGCCAUACGAACGCGACCUUCCCAGAGCAGUCGUACAGUACGAGCAGUUGCAGCUACAUGAACUCAUCUCUAGGAGGCGGGCAAAACAACCAGGAGGCACACUAUUCCUAUGCUGCCGGUGAUAAUUACCGGUUUGGGAGCAAUUACGUGAAAGGAUCGUCCCUGGCGCCCAUCCACGGUGGCACAUCGUUUCAAGCGUCCUCCAUGCAACAGAUGCAUCCAGAGCUACCGUUGGCGGCGUACGAUUUCUACUAGUGAUCGACACGGGAAAAGGGGAAAGCCAAGUGCGUGUGAUGUGC